Acomys russatus (golden spiny mouse) is the source of this 1902-nucleotide messenger RNA. RefSeq names its product ALG8 alpha-1,3-glucosyltransferase (gene Alg8). NCBI's taxonomy places the organism in Eukaryota, Metazoa, Chordata, Mammalia, Rodentia, Muridae. Gene Ontology annotation, cellular component: endoplasmic reticulum membrane. The record is from RefSeq and is a predicted model, not a curated record. Gene Ontology annotation, biological process: protein N-linked glycosylation. Gene Ontology annotation, molecular function: dolichyl pyrophosphate Glc1Man9GlcNAc2 alpha-1,3-glucosyltransferase activity.
CGGAAGUGACGGGACUGCAGGAAUGGCGGCGCUCAGGCUGGCAAGCGGUAGUGGCCAUUGGUUUUCGGCUUUGGCCCUCGGGGUGACACUCCUCAAAUGCCUUCUCAUCCCUACCUACCAUUCCACGGAUUUUGAAGUGCACCGAAACUGGCUUGCUAUCACUCACAGUUUGCCGAUAUCUCAGUGGUAUUAUGAGGCAACUUCAGAGUGGACCUUGGAUUACCCCCCUUUUUUCGCAUGGUUUGAGUACGCCUUAUCACAUAUUGCCAAAUACUUUGAUCAAGAGAUGCUUAAUAUUCAUAACCUGAACUACUGCAGCUCAAGGACGUUGCUUUUCCAGAGGUUUUCUGUCAUCUUGACAGAUGCACUCUUUGUGUAUGCUGUUCAUGAGUGCUGCAAGUGCAUCAAUGGGAAGAGAAGCAGCAGAGAGCUCACGGAGAAACCCAAGUUCAUUCUGGCCGUGCUGCUGCUGUGGAACUUCGGCUUGUUAAUUGUAGACCAUAUUCAUUUCCAGUACAAUGGCUUUUUAUCUGGAUUAAUGCUGCUCUCCAUUGCACGGUUAUUUCAGAAAAGGCAUAUGGAAGGGGCGUUUCUCUUCGCUGUUCUCCUCCAUUUCAAGCACAUCUACCUCUAUGUAGCACCAGUUUAUGGUAUCUAUCUGCUGCGAUCUUACUGUUUCACUGCAAGUAAAUCAGAUGGCAGUGUGCGAUGGACUAGCUUCAGCUUUGUCCGUGUUAUUUCCCUGGGACUAAUUGUUCUCCUGGUUUCUGCUCUUUCGCUGGGCCCUUUCUUAGCCUUGAACCAGCUGCCACAAGUCUUUUCCCGACUCUUUCCUUUCAAGAGGGGCCUUUGCCAUGCCUACUGGGCUCCGAACUUCUGGGCUUUGUACAAUGCUUUGGAUAAAGUGCUGUCUGUCAUUGGUUUGGAAUUGAAACUUCUUGAUCCCAGCGAGAUCCCCAGGGCCUCGAUGACGAGUGGUCUGGUUCAGCAGUUCCAGCACACAGUCCUUCCCUCAGUUUCGCCUUUGGCGACCUUCAUCUGCACACUGAUAGCCAUCCUGCCCUCUGUUUUCUGUCUUUGGUUUAAACCCCAAGGGCCCAGAGCUUUCCUCCGAUGCCUGGUUCUUUGUGCCUUGAGUUCCUUCAUGUUUGGUUGGCAUGUCCAUGAAAAAGCCAUUCUCCUUGCGAUUCUCCAAUGAGGAAUUAUUGUAAGAAUUUUUAUUUUUAGCCUUUUGUCUGUGGAAAAAGCAGGAGAUGCGACAAUUUUUCUGAUUCUGACCACAACAGGACAUUACUCCCUCUUCCCUCUGCUCUUCACUGCAGCAGAACUUCCCAUUAAAAUCUUGCUCAUGUUACUGUUCACCGUUUAUAGUAUUUCCUCACUGAAAACACUAUUCAGAAAAGAAAAACCUCUCUUUAACUGGAUGGAAACUGUCUACCUCCUUGUGGGGCCUCUGGAAGUCUGCUGUGAAUUCCUCUUCCCUUUGACCUCCUGGAAGCUGAAGUUCCCCUUCAUCCCUCUGCUGCUGACCUCAGUGUAUUGUGCAGUGGGCAUCACAUACGCCUGGACCAGGCUGUAUGUCUCAGUGUUGACUGGCUGUCUUGUCAGCAAGACAAAGAAGCAAUGACUAAAGAAGUGUUUGGAUGAAAGCCAAGCAGUUACUUCAUGGGAUAUUAAUCAGAACUUGAAGAAAGCUGCCGAUGGCAGGAUCUAUUUAUUCAGUAGAUCUGUUUAAGGACCAUUCUUCCACAUUUGGCCUUGCCUUGCCUAGCAACCGGAUUGUUUCCAUGGUGAGAAGCCACUCACCCUCUCACUUUCCUCUCUUAGAACAGGCUGCCAUCACUGAGACCGCUGUGCCCACUGAAAGUGCCCCGGAGCUGCCCAGAAGCAACGUCUCUAGCU